AUGGAUCCCCCAAAAUCUUCAACAACAUUUCGGAUCACUACUCCCUUGGGUCCUGCGGGCCAAUUUGCGAACUCCCCCAUGACCGUUAUCGAGCUUAAGGGCCGAACAAAUCACGAAAAGGGAGAACACUAUCUACAAUUAUCGCUGUCAGCACUGCGAGAGCUAGCCGACCUAUUGGAAAACGAUCGCCUUUCACCAACUGAGAAAGCUAUCUACAAUCGAGCUUAUACCACCGGCCAGCGUCAAUACGACGAAGUGAAACGAAUUAGAGACCAACUUUUGACGCAGAAGAAAACCUUUCGCAAGUUCCUUAUUAACCUUUUCGUCCGCACGGAUGCCCGCCGGUUCUAUAAAGUCUCAUAUGAAACUUAUUCAAGCAUCAGACGAACUUCAGAAGACCUGACUAGACGAUUGCUGCCAGAUAAGAGUGUUAUCUCUGUAUCAGAGAGUCCCGGAGAGAAACCCUCGGAAGGCCAUGUCUCUGUUUGUGAGGAGAAUCCACGCGAAGUAGCCGAAGUCUUCCAGGUUGGUGCAAUUAUUCUUUCUCUUCGACCACUUAUCACAUGCAGUGGAUCAGUCGCCGAUCUUCCUCCAGACGAAACCAUCAAAGGCAUAACUGUGGAGGUACAUAAUAAAGAAGAAGAGCAAGAGGUCUUUGCGAACUUGAAGCGAAUAACGAAUUGUAGAAAAGCAGACGAAAACGAAGAAGAAGAAGAAGAUGAUGAUCGAACCAUUAAACCCACGCCCUCACAAAGUAGACCGCCAUCUCCUAGCCCCAGCUGCACGGUCAUCUGGAAUAAUUAUUACAUCAACCAAAGCGUAGCAUCCUUUGAUUCAGAAUUGAGAGGAACGACUUUGAAUAUCGGGGUAGAUGGAGGCGGCUCCUUAUCUGGUCGGUUUACUGAUACCGACCAGCCACCGUCUCAAUGAGAAUGAUUUGCAGGUGGUAGAGUGUUCAUUAGGAGUGCUGUAUUGAUGCAGCACUGAUCGGGCAUUCGUGAGUUUCCGGAUCCGCUCGCAGGGCCAGAAAGUCGUCGAUGGCGAUGAGCGCAGGCACAUUAAUUGCGUCCGUACCUCCAACCAAUCCGCAUUACUGUCGAACCUCUUUACACCUGAGACACAGCCAAAUGUGUUUUGUAAACAGAUGCGAUACAUAUCGUGAGACAGACUCUGCAUAUUUCAACCUAUUUUUCUAUUGUGCGGAUAAUGAAUAGUUUUUGAAUAACAUCACAAACAUGUAUAAGGAUCUAAUUCUAUCCC
Messenger RNA from Suillus bovinus, 1260 nucleotides. RefSeq lists its product as uncharacterized. The record is from RefSeq and is a predicted model, not a curated record. NCBI's taxonomy places the organism in Eukaryota, Fungi, Basidiomycota, Agaricomycetes, Boletales, Suillaceae. The transcript has 7 exons. The coding region runs from base 1 to 930 and encodes 309 amino acids.